Phragmites australis (common reed) is the source of this 788-nucleotide messenger RNA. RefSeq lists its product as uncharacterized. NCBI's taxonomy places the organism in Eukaryota, Viridiplantae, Streptophyta, Magnoliopsida, Poales, Poaceae. The record is from RefSeq and is a predicted model, not a curated record. The transcript has a single exon. Bases 240 to 698 code for a protein of 152 amino acids.
GCGCCGACGUCUUCAGUUUUCUCCCUGACCAGCUACCCAACCGCGGUGCGCGCGGGCGGCGGGUCCCCGAUGCCCCGAUUCCACUAACAAUAUAAAGGAGGCGCGCACCAGAAGCGCAAAUACUCCAAACCGCUCCAUCAUUUUCUUUGCAAGAAAGCUCGAUUCUCCAAGCAAUCAUUUGCCAUCAGUGUUAGUCGGGCCGCUAUCUUUUGCUGUUCUUUCACGAGUGUUUCGAGGGGAUGAGCCGAGGGAGCAAGCUGCGGUGGCUGUGGAGGGCGCCGGCGCGGGCGCUGGGCCGGGCGCGGGACCUGUACGUGCGGGGGCUGACGGGGUGCGCGCGCUACGUGCCCGCCGAAGCGGCGUUCGGGUACCCGGUGUUCGUGCCGGCGUCGCUGUCCAGGAGCCACAGCGUCGCCGGCUCCGACUGGAGCGCGGGCGGCGGCUCAGGGGACGACCUCCGCGACCUCGUGCGCGCCGCGUCGCAGAAGCGCGUCGACCAGCGGGAGCGGGAGCGGGAGCUGCAGGCCGUGGCCAGGAGCCAGAGCAUGGCCGCGCUUUCCAUGGCGCGGAUCGACGAGGACGCGCCGUGCGAGUUCGGCGAUGGCGCCGGCGCGCUGUACCCGAGGAGCCAGAGCUGCGUCGGCGGGGCCGCGGGGCUGAGGGCCCGCGGUCACCUGAACGUGGCGGCGUAUGGCUGAUCGAGCUGCUGGUUGCGGCCAGGCCGUCUGUGCCAGUGUGUGUGAUCGUGUCAAUACUAAAAAAAGUUGAAUAUAUUCGCAAUUCAUGCA